GCCAUGGUUAUGACGUUAUCUCAGCUUUAGCUAUCGGCUAGCAGCGAGCAGUCGCUGGCGGAAAAGGAGUCGACCAAAUCUUUGGUGCCAGUAUGCUGCGCAACAUAGCGCCUCCUUCGCACGCCUCCCUCAAACACCAGGGCGUACGCAAUAUCACUUUGCCCACCACGAUUGGAACCGCGACGACACAGAACGUCCCAGCCGACGAUAUGGCGAGCGAGCGCUCCCUCCCCAUCAACGAACUUUGCAACGGUCCAUAUUCGACCCCAAUCCCUCCGAGGAAAAAAACGCCUCCCAAAAAGCUUUACACCCGAAGCCCGAUUCCUUUUAAACUCCGCUUACAUCGACGCGAGCAGGGCCAAUGCUGCAUCAGGACAGAAAAGGUGAUAAAAAUGCACGGCUCCAGCAGGUCGAAGCUGGGUUUCAGCGACUAG
This is a messenger RNA of Gaeumannomyces tritici R3-111a-1, 434 nucleotides long. RefSeq lists its product as hypothetical. The record is from RefSeq and is a predicted model, not a curated record. Bases 93 to 434 code for a protein of 113 amino acids. NCBI's taxonomy places the organism in Eukaryota, Fungi, Ascomycota, Sordariomycetes, Magnaporthales, Magnaporthaceae. The transcript has 2 exons.